Messenger RNA from Dibothriocephalus latus, 429 nucleotides. Lineage: Eukaryota; Metazoa; Platyhelminthes; Cestoda; Diphyllobothriidea; Diphyllobothriidae. The record is from the annotation of a GenBank genome assembly.
UUGACUACGACAAGUAGCAAAAUAUUCUAUUUUCCUUUUUCAAUAGCCCCGAAAAACAUAUCCGUUCAAAACGUUGGCCUAAAUUCGAUUACGGCGUUACUAGAACCUGCAGCUGGAAGUGACAAUUUUACCCUCAAUUACACCAUCAUUACUGCUGAUCACUCUGGACCGAUACAGGAGUGUCAAGCGACACCCAUGCCAGAUAGACCUGGUUGUACAAUUGAGGGACUGGCCAGUGGAAGUACGUACUUGCUUACAGCGAAGGCAUGUCACUACGGUGUAUGCAGUGCUCCUUCGUCACCGGUUACCGUGAAGACUCUCGGAGAAGAACCCGAAAGCACUGCUGCUACCGAACAGUCCACGGAGGCCGAAACUAGCGAACCCGGAACCACUACCGAAACAUCCGAGUCCACGGACACCGGAGCGAAC